AUCUUGCUUGCAAAUAGACCCUAUCAAUUCCCGGUCAGGAAUCUAAAACAUUGAUUGCGUCUCAUAUUUUCCAAAUGGAUAAUCUCAAACUAAAUGGGAACGCCACUUUAAGAAUAAAUACAGAAGCCAUGGCCCACCCUGUACCUGUUUUUGGUGGUUAAAUCCAACUGCCUUACUCAAACUCCGAGGAAAAAAAGAAGUAAUUAACUUCAAAUGGCAGUUCUCCAAUCGGAUCUCCGUUCGGGUACCGUGUUUCGCCUUAUUCCGUUACGUUCCCACUUGGGUCGGCCUCCGAUUUUGGUCAGAGUCGGUACGUGGAACGGUGGUGGUGGCUGUGGCGUGCAUGCCGCGAAGAGAGAAGACACUGAGGUGAAGAUGGAAAAGAUGAAGCCUAAGAUCUGUACGGCCGAUGAGCUCCAUUAUGUUGCCGUUUCGAACUCUGAUUGGCGCCUUGCUCUCUGGCGCUACCUGCCUCCUCCCAAGAGUCCACCGAGGAAUCAUCCGCUGUUGCUGUUAUCAGGAAUUGGAACAAACGCCAUUGGCUAUGAUCUUUCUCCUCAGUCCUCAUUUGCACGCUUUAUGUCUGGCCAAGGAUUUGAUACAUGGAUUCUUGAAGUUAGAGGUGCUGGGCUCAGCACACAUGAGGUAGACUUUACAGAAGUUACAGACACUCUUGAAGAUUCUGAUGUCAGAUCCGUCAAUGUGAAGAAGACCAGGAUGUUCUCUGAAAAGGAACAAUCAAGAUCAGCAUCUAAAUUAUCAGAAACUGUUGUGCAUUUAUCUGAAAGAUUUUUAGGUUUUCUGAAUGAAGGUCCACAGUCAGUUACACCGCAGUUAUUUGAGUUGCAAGAGAGGCUCUAUACAUCAAUAGGAGGCUUCCAGAGACAACUUGACUUGAUCAUGAAGAAUGAUUGGGACUUUGAUCACUACCUGGAAGAGGAUGUUCCUGCAGUGAUGGAGUACAUAAGAACUUUAAGCAAGCCAGAGGAUGGCAAGUUGCUUGCGAUUGGUCACUCCAUGGGAGGAAUCUUGCUAUAUGCUAUGCUAUCACGAUAUGGUUUUGAAGGAAAGGAUUCUGGGUUGGCAUCAGUCACUACUUUGGCAUCAUCACUCGACUACAGGCCUUCAAAAUCAUCACUCAAAUUGCUCUUACCUCUGGCAGAUCCUAUACAAGCCCUGAAUGUUCCUGCUGUCCCUCUUGGAGUGAUUCUUGCUGCAGCUCAUCCUUUUGCAUCUCGUCCUCCCUAUCUCUUGUCUUGGCUAAAUGCUCUCAUUUCUGCAGAGGACAUGAUGCAUCCAGAGUUGUUUGAAAAACUUAUUUUCAACAACUUUGGCAACAUACCCUCCAAGCUUCUCUUGCAGCUAUCAACAGUCUUCCAAGAAGGUGGAUUGUCUGACAGGAAUGGGACAUUUUUUUACAAGGACCACCUAGGCAAAAGUAAUGUCCCAGUGUUGGCGCUUGCUGGAGACCAAGAUCUAAUUUGUCCAUCCGAAGCUGUAUACGAAACACUGAAGCUCCUUCCUAAGCAUUUGACUACUUAUAGAGUUUUUGGAGAACCCAGCGGGCCACACUACGCUCAUUAUGAUUUAGUGGGAGGGCGUUUGGCAGUAGAACAAGUUUAUCCGUGUAUUAUUGACUUUCUCUCUCGCCAUGAUAUAUGACCUAAUACUCUUAUACUUUACUACUGGAUCCCUGAGAGAUGAAGGAUUCCGAUGGAGAUUCUAAUCAGAAUGCAAUGUGAAGUAAAGAACCGGUUUCAGGAAAUACAACCUGCUAUGAACAUUGGUUGUAUAUAAGAUAGAAAUGUAAAUUCCAUAGCAAUAUAAAAUUACAUCACGUGUAUUUAAAAACUGCCCAUCAUUGGGAAACAACCAGAGGUUGAGGCUUCUUCACACCAAAGAAUGAAUUCUUGUUUAUGUAUUGGAAACAAAGAUCUAUACAACAAAUAGAGAGAUGUAAGCUAAA
Messenger RNA from Mangifera indica (mango), 1966 nucleotides. RefSeq lists its product as uncharacterized. Lineage: Eukaryota; Viridiplantae; Streptophyta; Magnoliopsida; Sapindales; Anacardiaceae. The transcript is spliced from 11 exons. The record is from RefSeq and is a predicted model, not a curated record. Bases 214 to 1662 code for a protein of 482 amino acids.